GACUAACACACACAUAGAUGAUCAAAGCGGAACCAAGUGUUGGGAAACAGUUCAUAUUACAACUGUCGUGUACAAAGAAACCCUGCAAUAUAAUUUAUUUAUUAUCACCGUGAAGUACAGCUCUGAAUUAUUUUAGAACACAAUGGAUCACAACUCGAGAACAGCAUUCUGCAAACAGGCACAAGGAGUGCUUGUUACAAGCCUGGUAAUUAUAGUGUCUUCACUCGUAACAGUUUGUACGUCAACGCCGAUACCACCACAAGAGCCCAUUCACCCAAGCUUGCAUUACGAGAGACUGGUCGCUAACACAGAGACAUUGCACGACAGACACGCCUUGGUCUACAGAGAAUUUAGAACAAUCCGCCAUAACGACCCUGCCAUUAGAGUUGAUGAUUUCACAAUACAGGGGAUCCCAGGUGUGGACUCACUACCAUCGGGCGAGGCGAGAUUCAGUAUGGAGGAGUCACUAUUGCUGCCCAUUCACUACAGAAGCGUCCAAGCUUUCGUGAACAGUCUUACACUAGCCAUUCAAGAUGAGAUUGCACUGAGGAUGACCGGAGAUCAUGACUUCGACAGCCGUCUUAGGUCGAUCCUUCUUCUUAUGGAGCGAGUGGAAUCCAAACUCAGACAAACGAUGCAGCGACUUGAAAUCGAAUUGGACUACGACACAAGACCAGCGGUUACAUUCACCAUCAACGAAAACAGCACAUACCUCAACAUGAGAAUUCUCUUUGUCUUACAAGAAUUAAAUCACUACAUGGUACCACUCAUACAAGACUUUGUCAACUGCAAAAACAGGCAUAACACGACGUCGUCAUAGCAACUAGGUUGAUACUUUAGAAAGCCCGCCAUUUAUUCUGAGAGGACAAUGAAUGCGGCCCCACGGUUCGCAGACAAUGACGUCAUCUCGUCACCAUUUUGUUUUUGUUUGUUUUGCAAUCGGUCGAUUGACGACCCGUACCCAUCGUCGUGGACAGCUGGAAAUUCCUUCCUGCGUGUUUUCCUUGUUUUUUAUUAUUUAUUUAUACGAUGAUAUUCGUCAAUAUUUAGCCAAGAUUUGGACGUCGUGUUGACACAGUUCACUAUGCUAAGAUUGUUACUGAACAAAAAACAGUAUCAGAUGAAAGUGGGAGGGGGAGGGGUGAACACAAAUACGUCAAAUAUUUUAAACAGAUUGGCUAUGAUCUUGUUGUGAGAAGAAAAAAAACAUCUUAAAGAUUUCUCAUGGUGUCACCUUUUGCCGAAUGGAAUUCUGGAAAGGAUUCGAAGAUUCUUUGCUGAUUAUCCAAAAAAGUCGAGCCUUUGUUUUGUAAUAUUGUAUUCAUACAGCAAGAUGUGAGCGUUUAUAAUAUUUAUUUUUAAUUUAUGCUAAGUUAUUCAUACUUUUGUAUUUAAGUGCCUAAACACCAAGAGUAACUUGGUGAUAUUUAUUUUAACUUAAGUAAAGCAGAGUGGACAGGAGGACUGAGCAGUACUGUUUGUGCCGUUUAUUUAAAAAAACAAAUAUUUAUUAUAAAUUAAUUUAUUUUGUUAUAUUGGAGGACUUUGUAUUGAAAACGUGAGAUUUCCAAUGAACACACCAAAUAACAACAAUUAUUGAUGCAUCAAUUCAUAAUUGUGUUGAUAUUUCCAGCUGGGAAAUUAUUAAUGAAAUAAAAAAAUAAUUUAUUAAAAUGCGAAGAAUGUAUUCUCUCUGUUAACAGGAGGAUAAUUUCGUGCUGCAUUUAAAUAGAUGUAUGUUCAACAUUUCCUAAAAACACAAUUUUAACAAUGUACAUAUUUAUUUAAUAUUUUUAUAUGUGAAAUAAACAAGUUGAACCCGUCAAGUGUCGAACGAGAUAGUGUCACUACAAAACCAUUUAUUAUAAUUUGGCAGAAUUCUUACACUUGUUUGUAGACUCCGAAGACAUAUUGUUGAACUUAAACAACAUAACAUACUUGCAAAUGACAGAAAACUAACCAUCUUUUCUGAAACAACUUUCUGGAAACAUAAGUUUGCAUAUUAUUCGCUAAUACGAUCUUUUUCUAGAUAUACUUUCGCUACCCCCAUCUGGUGAGCCCACAACGUAGUCAAACGUUUUGAACAAAAAAACAGAUAAACAGUCAGUAUCAUCGGGUUAAUAGUUUACUAAUGUGGACAUUAUUAAUAUCUUUAUCCCAACUUGACAAAGAGAUAAAUUAGUUUAUUGAUUGAGUAAAUGACGAUUUAAUUUCCAAAACACUGUAUUCGGUAACUUGUUCAUAAAAAUAUUAAAUUUAAAAGGUGUCCUAUUGUAUGGAAGUAUGUGUAUACUACACGCAGGUAUCGCUCGAAGCAGCCAAUUAUAAAGAUUAUUGCAACAAUAUACAGUACAUAUAAUAACGGUUAAACUUCGGAUGUUGGACCAUAAUAUUAUCUUUUUGAUAAGAUUAAAUCUUCAUAACAAUAUGUUAUAAUAAUGUACUCAGCUGGUUCUGGUGUUUUUAACAUUGGAAUUAAAACAAAUG
Messenger RNA from Asterias rubens (European starfish), 2487 nucleotides. RefSeq lists its product as uncharacterized. The transcript has 5 exons. The record is from RefSeq and is a predicted model, not a curated record. Lineage: Eukaryota; Metazoa; Echinodermata; Asteroidea; Forcipulatida; Asteriidae. Bases 143 to 820 code for a protein of 225 amino acids.